AAUAAAAGAAAGCCAGAAAACAAACAAGAUAGUUUGAAGAUAACAAUAACUCAUUGCCGCAUCGUGAUCGAACAAUCGGUGUAUGAUCUGAAUUACGUAACUGGCAAACAAAACCACCUUAAUCAAAUAUUGGACGCACAUUCCUCCACCCUUUUGAAACUGGUUUAUUUUAUAACUUAUUCCAAAUAUCAAUCUUGCAUGUCUCGUCAUCAGUUUAAGUUCAUACACCCAAUUGGAAUCUACCUCUUCUAUAACUCUUCUGAGUUAUGAAGAACACUUAUUAUUUUAAGGUGACACGAGCACAGUAGCGUAACUACCAAACAAAAUAAUAUUAAUUUAAGGAAGAUGAAGUGCUUACCUAUUUCACUGACGGUUUUCGUCUGUGCGAUCCUCGGCGUAUCUGGUCAAAGCCCUAGCCCUAGAGUGACAGUAGCAGAAGGUGAUCUUGUAGGGAAGACUGUUCAGUUCAGUGAGGAUCGGUACAUCAACGUAACCAAAGAUGUCGAUGUAUUUCUGGGUAUUCCAUUCGCAAGUCCUCCGAUGAGGUUUGCUCCUCCAGAGCCCAUGACAACUUGGGUAGGUGACAGGAAUGCUACGGAGUUCUCACCUGCCUGCCAGCAAGCUCCUUCACCAGUGUACUUCCCGGUUUUGUCGGAGGAUUGUCUCUACCUGAACGUCUACACUCCAAGCCCAAAGCCAUCUGGUAUACCCGUCCUUGUGUGGAUACACGGAGGGGGGUUUUCAGCUGGGACAGCAAUGACUUAUGACUACUACGGAGUUCCUCUUGUUGCCGUCGGUGACGUCAUAGUGGUAACCUUCAACUACCGCUUGGCAAUCUUUGCACAGUUUUCAACUGAGGAUGCUGAAUCUCCUGGCAAUUACGGAAUGUUGGAUCAAGUUGCUGCAUUAAAGUGGAUUUACAACAACAUUGAAGCUUUUGGUGGUGAUAAGGACCAGAUAACUAUCUUUGGAGAAAGCGCGGGAUCAGCGAGUGUCAAUUUUCAUCUUCUUUCAGAACAAAGUAGAGGCCUCUUUAACCAGGCAAUUCUUCAGAGUGGAACAACAUUGUGUCCUUGGGCUUUCAGGCACGAUCCAGCUAGCGAAGUUGAAAAAGCACAGCAACUUGGAAGAGAGAUGGGUUGUGAAGAUGUCUCCUCUACCUCUGCUUUGGUUUCUUGUCUAAGAGACAUAGAAGACCCGGUGGCCCUGAGCACAGCAGCAGAUAAGGUUUAUGCAGCGUUUUAUCCCGUCACUAUGGAUGGAACUUUCUUGGAAGAGACACCGACCAAACACUAUGAGAUGGGCAAUUUCGUCAACUUGCCCAUGAUGAUAGGUUUCAACAGAGACGAGGGGACCUUGAUGCCAUUCCUCUUCUAUCCACAGUACAUCGGAAGUCCUACACCACCAGAAAUCAACAGAACCACCUUCGAGUACAUCAUCAAGGCUACCAUGAUCAACAAUGGUAGAGAUGAUGAGAUCGUACACGACGCCGUAUUGCAGGAAUAUAUUGACUGGACAAUUGCUGACGAUCCAGAAAGUGAUUACUUCCAGUCAUGGGUGAAGUUUGGCACCGAUUCAGAAUUUGCCUGUCCUUCUGAUUUUGUCAUGAGAAAACACCAAGAAGCUGGUUCGACUGUUCACAAAUAUUUCAUGACGCAUGCACCAUCCAAGAGUUUAUUCAUGCAUGGAGACAUAUAUCCGAACAUACCUUGGUUGGGCGCUGGGCACGCAGAAGAUUUGACAUUUGUGUGGGGCCACCCUUUCAUCGAUGAACUUUAUAACAUCCGCGGACAUAAUAUGACCGACGAAGAAAACGCCCUGUCCGUCAAGUUCAUGCAAUUUUGGACUAACUUUGCCAAAUCAGGUGACCCCAGCAAGUCAAGUGUCGAUGGAGAAGCAGGUGUAGGAGUCGAUUCAUGGCCCUUGUACACUAUCCCUGAGCUCAAACACAAGGAACUCUCUCUAGAACUGGGUGAAGGCAGAGCUGUGUUGGCGAGACAGUGCCAUUUCUGGAACGAAUAUUUACCAGAUUUGGAGACAUUUGCAAACACUAUUGACGAGGAUGAGAGAGAAUGGCGGGAGAGCUAUGAUGAUUGGAAGGAUGAAAUGACCGACUGGCAGCAGGCCUUUGAAGAAUACAAACAGCUACCAACGUGCAAUUAAACGACAAUCAUAUUCCGUUGGAACAAUUUGAAAAAGGAUAGGAAUUGAGAUUUGUAGAAUAGUUGUGUUAUCAGAUUCAUUUACUACAAAUGAUGUAUUCUAAUUUAUUCUUAAGCAAAAUAUUGUAUUUUUUUCAUUUACUUUGAAAAACACAAACGACCCACGCGUUGAAAGGUAAAAUUCAAUAUACAGUACAGUGUAAUUCUCGAACAAAAAAUUAAGUUAUUUUAAUUAGUAUAAUGGAACAGGGUUGGCUGAUUUAAAUCGUGAUUUAAAUCACCAUGAGUUUAAAAAAAUCAUUGACUUAAAUCACUUCCAUUGAAUGUGUACAAAUGAUUGAUAAUUAUUUGUGUUGUGUUCUUUUACUCAAAUGAAGAAGAUUAAUAUCUACUCAGAGCUAUUGAAAUCAAGUCAAUAAAACCAAAAUAAUCUUGCUAAGCCAAUGAUAUACAUGUAGUCUAUUUAACACAAACAUGCACACCCCUACUCCAUUGUUAUAUGUGGACUAACACAUUUUCCCUGUAAAAAUUUUCUAUGAUAAUGAAAAGAAACAAAGUCCUUGUUUCGUUACGUCAAAAUCCAAAAGUGUUUUUAAAGGACAGAUUUUAUGAAAACAUCAUAUAGUAAGUCAAGGGUUAUUGGCAGUUGUUCUCUUCUGAUCAUUCACAUGAGCUACUAUAUAUAUUGCUCGCCAACACUAACAAUUUGUUCAUAUCUAUCCAAAGCAAUAGCACUUCAGAACAAAAAAGAUAUCUAAGAAGUUAUAAAACAGAAACUUUGAACUCAGAGGGCUGAAUUCCACCAGAGGAUUUUACCAGGAUGGGUUAGAAACAAGGCCUGUUCAUAAUUUAUGUACACUGUAUACGAUUGUGGUUCACUGAGCGGGUACACUGAGAAAGUUUCAUUAUUCCAUGUAUAAAAAAAAAUGAAUGCAUGCUCUAGGUAAAUGACACUAAAUCAUGGCAACAACUAUACAUUUAGUGCCAUGUGCCAAACCUGAGCAUUUAUUUGUGGAAAUUUCUCAGUGGAUUUGUUGAAUUGAGUGCAAUAAUACAUAAAAUCUGCUUUGUCCCUGGAAAGCCAUAGUUUAACAUUAUAUUCUUUUACAUGUAUUUAAAUAAUACACUCUAGUAAUGUUGUAGCUGUAGAACCCAUUUUCUCAUUUUAGCAAAACUGCUAAAAACUGUCAAAUAAUACUAUCUAGGUUUAUUGUGAAAGAAAUCAUUUCAAUCAACUUGCAACUUUUUCCCAAUCGGUGCAUAGAGAGCGUUGCAAGUCAAUGCUUUGAAACAGUCAAAGAACAAAGGAGGUUUAAACAAACAAAAAAUAGAAUAGAUAAAGUUUUCUUCAACACAUGUCAUGAUCUUUAGCCCUUGGCCUGAGGAUUAAAAGAAAUUCUCUUUUGAGAAUGGGAGCCUAAGAAUCAUAAAAUUCUUCCAAAGAAAUUGAUCCUCAUUUCAUGUAAAGAGCUUUGAAUAGGAACACCAAUUAUGCAGCAAUAGCUUACUAAGGCAGUUCAUGAAUUUGGAUUGAACCAGUCAGUAGGAGCUCCCUACAUCAGAGGACGCAAAAGAUAUACCAUACAAAAAUUAGCCAACCCCGUAAUUAAAUCGAUGAAUAUAUAUAAAUCAAAACAUUUUGCAUUCCUAACCCUCACUCUCCAUCGUAGAUGAAAUUAAACCCGGAUCAAAUUGUCGCAGGAGCUAAUGUCGUGUCACCAAAUUUUCAUUAUAUCGAAAAGUUAUUCUUUUAGGUCCAUCAAGCUUUCAUAGUGUAACAAAAGGUGAAAUAAAUUAUGAAUAUUAAAGCAAA
Molecule: messenger RNA, 3975 nt
Organism: Lytechinus variegatus (green sea urchin)
Lineage: Eukaryota; Metazoa; Echinodermata; Echinoidea; Temnopleuroida; Toxopneustidae
Product: cholinesterase 1-like
Exons: 10
Coding region: 346-2163 (605 amino acids)
Molecular function (GO): cholinesterase activity
Source: RefSeq, a predicted model, not a curated record